UUACCACGGAAUGGUGCAGGGACACAUCUAUUCUGACGUCAGCCUCAGUACCUGCUCAGGUCUCAGUGGCUUCAUCUCACUAGAAAACAGAUCCUACGUUUUGGAGCCGUCAACGGAUCCCCCCAGUGGAUCCCACAGGAUCUACCGGUCAGAACAGCUCCACUUCACACCUGGCUCGUGUGGCCAUGGCUUCAACAUAUCGCUGGUUCAUGGAGACACCCAGAACAGCCACAACCAAUCAGACAGCCCCUUCGGAGCCUUCAGCACCAGGAGGAGACAUACCCAGAGCACCAUCAAGUAUGUGGAGCUGAUCAUCGUAGCUGACAACAGAGAGUUCCAGAAACAAGGGAAGGAUGUGGAGAAGGUCAAACAGAGGCUGGCUGAGAUCGCCAAUUACGUGGACAAGUUCUACCGUGCCCUGAACAUCCGUGUAGCUCUGGUGGGGUUGGAGGUGUGGAGCGACCAGGACAGGUGUCCAAUCACCCAGGAUCCCUUCACCACCCUGCAUGAGUUCCUGGACUGGAGGAAACUCAAACUGCUGCCCAACAGGCCCCAUGAUAAUGCACAGCUAGUCAGUGGGGUGUUCUUCCAGGGUACCACAAUCGGCAUGGCACCCAUCAUGAGCAUGUGUACAGCAGAGCAGUCUGGGGGCAUCGUCAUGGAUCAUUCGGACAACCCCCUGGGAGCAGCGGUUACUCUGGCCCACGAACUCGGGCACAACUUUGGAAUGAACCAUGACACCCCAGAGCGGGGGUGUGGCUGCAGGGUGACGGUGGACCGAGGAGGUUGCAUCAUGACCCCCUCUACAGGCUACCCGUUCCCUACAGUAUUCAGCUCCUGUAGUAUAAAGGAUCUGUCUGCCAGUCUGGAGAAGGGCGUUGGGAUGUGUCUGUUCAACAUGCCUGAGGUCAAGGUUCUCUACGGGGGACAGAAGUGUGGCAACGGAUACGUGGAGGAAGGAGAGGAGUGUGACUGUGGAGAACUGGAGGAGUGUAUGAACCCGUGCUGUAACUCUACAACCUGUACUCUGAAGGGGGAUGCUGUGUGUGCUCACGGACAGUGCUGUCAUGACUGCCUGCUGAAAGCAGCGGGCACCCCGUGCAGGGAUUCGAGUAACUCAUGUGACCUGCCAGAGUUCUGUACCGGCGCCAACCCCCAUUGCCCUGCUAAUGUGUACCUGCAUGACGGGCACGCCUGUCACAAUGUGGACGGACACUGCUACAAUGGGAUCUGCCAGACACACGAACAGCAGUGCAUCACUCUCUGGGGUCAGGGAGCCAAGCCCGCCCCAGGGAUCUGCUUUGAGAGAGUCAACUCGGCAGGAGAUCCCUACGGGAACUGUGGGAAGGACUCCAAGGGAUCCUUUGCCAAGUGUGAAGCUCCAGAUGCUAAGUGUGGCAAAAUACAGUGUCAAGGAGGAGCCAACCGGCCAAUAAUAGGCACCAAUGCCGUCUCCAUAGAAACCAACAUCCCCCUCCAAGAGGGGGGCCGAAUCCUGUGCCGGGGGACCCAUGUCUACCUGGGGGACGACAUGCCUGACCCAGGCCUCGUCAUGUCGGGCACAAAGUGUGGCGACGCCAUGAUGUGUCUGAACCGGCAGUGUCAGAACGUCAGUGUCUUUGGAGUGCAGGAGUGCUCAGAGAAAUGCAGCGGUCGAGGGGUGUGUAAUAACAACAAGAACUGCCACUGUGAGGCCCACUGGGCUCCUCCCUUCUGUGACAAGGCAGGCUUCGGGGGAAGUGUGGACAGUGGACCGAUGAGGCUAGCAGACUACGGUGGCGUGGCGGUGGGGGUCCUGUUGACUCUAAUAACCUUCCUGGGAGCCGGCCUCAUCGUCUCCAUCAAGAGAAAGACCCUCCUGAGACUACUCUUCACCAACAAGAAGAACCCUAUGGACCAGCUGAGGUCGGUGGGGCCUAACAGAUCCUCCGGUCCAAGCCAUAGAGAUUCCCCACGUGGCCAGCCUCAAGCCCAGACACAGACACCGCCACCGAGACAGAAACACAGCAGCAGCAUCUCCAAGCCUCCUCCCCAAAACCAACACCCCCCUGGACAGCCCUACCCCUCCCACAGCCAGCGACGACUACCCCAGUGCUCUCCUGUUCACCUCAGUCAACCCGUCCCCCUGUCCCCUACGUCCGCCCCUGGACCAGGACAGCCCAGACCACCUGCUCCCCCUCCUCACCGAGCGCUGCCUCCCCCUGGACAAGGACAUGCCCACAGCCACACCCAGGCUCCGCCCAGAGGGGCAUCGUUUCGCAGUGUGCCACAGCAACAUAACUCCUGCAGGAUGGUCUUGGAUUUGGAGAUUCCAAGUCCACCCCAGAAGCCUCUACCUGCCGACCCCCUGGGCAGGAAUACCCAGAAGCCUUUGACUGCAGACCACCUGGGCAGGAAUAUCCAAAAACCUCUAUCUGCCGACCAAAUGAGCAGGAAUACCCAGAAGCCUUUACCUGCCUACCCCCUGAGCAGGAAUACCCAGAAGCCUUUGCCUGCUAACCCUAACUCCCCCGGAAGGAGUGGUCAUCUGAUUCAUAGUCCCAUUGCUGUCGGCGUCCCCAUCCCUGUACCUGUCCCCGGUGUCCCCAGGCCGCUGAGACCUGUUCCACACCACAACAGAUCUGUUCCUAAGCAACCCCCAACACUACCUAAGCCUCGUAUGAUCGUCCACGCCAAGUUCAGCAGCUGAGAGCAGCUGGACUAAACUUGAAGGGAAUUGAAGAACGUUCUUUCCGUGAGACGAUAAAGACAUUUCACUUGCACUAUGAAACUCUGAAAACCUUAAUGGUGUGGUGUCUCUGAGUUUUGAAUAAUGGGGACGGACCGUUGGGCGGUUGGCGUGUCAGCGAGUCAGCCCCCCCCUGUUGGUGCUCUGAUGUCAGAGAGGUGCUAUAGGUCUGAGCUCAGGUACACGUAUGUCAGUAUUUAUGUCUUGUUUAUUUAUUCAUUAGUUACCACACAGUGCACUGUGCCAGACACUUGGGAUUUCAUCUGUAGUCUUUGUUUAUUUUUUUGAUUUUUUAUUCUACUGUUAGCCAUUUGAUUUCAAUCAUGGGGAUAUUUUAACCUGUUUUGAUGGACAGGAAGCAAGGGAAAGGUCCAACUUAACAAACGCCUGUCUCUGGAGAUCUGCGAAGUUGUAAAGACCCUAACGUGGCGUUCAAUGACCUGGAUUCAGAACAAAGGGAAAGACUGCACUUGGGUUGACGGACUUGUGUUGCGUAUAACGCCACCUGUUGUAAGACAACGGCAUCACUGGUAAAUCCUGUCGUAGGUCUUCCUCCGUACAGUAUACAGCCACCUGUUGUAAGACAGCAGCAUCACUGGUAAAUCCUGUCGUAGGUCUUCCUCCGUACAGUAUGACGCCACCUGUUGUAAGACAGCAGCAUCACUGGUAAAUCCUGUCGUAGGUCUUCCUCCGUACAGUAUGACGCCACCUGUUGUAAGACAGCAGCAUCACUGGUAAAUCCUGUCGUAGGUCUUCCUCCGUACAGUAUGACGCCACCUGUUGUAAGACAGCAGCAUCACUGGUAAAUCCUGUCGUAGGUCUUCCUCCGUACAGUAUGACGCCACCUGUUGUAAGACAGCAGCAUCACUGGUAAAUCCUGUCGUAGGUCUUCCUCCGUACAGUAUACAGCCACCUGUUGUAAGACAACGGCAUCACUGGUAAAUCCUGUCGUAGGUCUUCCUCCGUACAGUAUACAGCCACCUGUUGUAAGACAACGGCAUCACUGGUAAAUCCUGUCGUAGGUCUUCCUCCGUACAGUAUGACGCCACCUGUUGUAAGACAGCAGCAUCACUGGUAAAUCCUGUCGUAGGUCUUCCUCCGUACAGUAUGACGCCACCUGUUGUAAGACAACGGCAUCACUGGUAAAUCCUGUCGUAGGUCUUCUUCCGUACAGUAUGACGCCACCUGGUGUAAGACAGCAGCAUCACUGGUAAAUCCUGUCGUAGGUCUUCCUCCGUACAGUAUACAGCCACCUGUUGUAAGACAACGGCAUCACUGUUUCUCCCUCUGUGACCGUACUGUGUAUGCACUGAUGCUGAGAGACUGAGCCCUGAGGAACACCAAUAACAACCUUACAACAACCUUACAACAACCAUACACCAACUAUACACCAACUUAUCACCAACCAUACACCAACCUUACAACAACCAUACACCAACUAUACACCAACCUUACACCAACUUAUCACCAACCAUACACCAACCUUACACCAACUUAUCACCAACCAUACACCAACCUUACACCAACCAUACACCAAUCUUUCAACGACUACAGUGCCUUACAAAAGUAUUCAUCCCCCUUGGUGUUUUUCCUAUUUUGUUGCAUUACAACCUGUAAUUUAAAUAGAUU
Molecule: messenger RNA, 4357 nt
Organism: Oncorhynchus tshawytscha (Chinook salmon)
Lineage: Eukaryota; Metazoa; Chordata; Actinopteri; Salmoniformes; Salmonidae
Product: disintegrin and metalloproteinase domain-containing protein 12
Exons: 20
Coding region: 11-2689 (892 amino acids)
Biological process (GO): proteolysis
Molecular function (GO): metalloendopeptidase activity
Source: RefSeq, a predicted model, not a curated record